Molecule: messenger RNA, 4887 nt
Organism: Oryctolagus cuniculus (rabbit)
Lineage: Eukaryota; Metazoa; Chordata; Mammalia; Lagomorpha; Leporidae
Source: RefSeq, a predicted model, not a curated record
AGGGGAAGCCGGAGGUCAACGCGCGCGCCGCGCUCGGCCGUCUCCGCCCCCUUUCGAGCAGCCAAUCACAGGGGAGACGCUGGGCGCGCGCACGCUCCGAGUUUAACGGUCGCGAGAGGCCGCUCGCUCGCCCCUGACAGCGGCAGUGGGAGCGGGGCCAGACCCUCUUGCAAGCUUAGGAUCUCUCAGACUUCUGAAUGUCAGCGACUGAAAAUGCCGAUAGACGAUGAAACGUCUGAGGAAGACUCGGAUUCAGUUUCCUCAAACAGUGAAAGAACCUAUAUUUUCAAAUAAAAGAGUAUAACAGUUUGUACACUAUGGAAGAUUUUGAUUUGGUAAAAACGAUACAGCGAACAUCUUCUGUGGAAUCUGAUAACAAAAAUUCUCCCCAUUCUCUUGGACUUAACAUAAACUCUAAUAGAAGUAGUCACCACCUUAGUACCAAUGGGGUAUCCUCUUUCUCAGGGAAGACCGGGCCCUCUGUCAUUCAAGGCACAGUUGAAGUCCUAACCUCUUUCAUGCAAGAGCUGCGAAACAGUGGGAAGACAGAUUCGGAGCUUUGGAAAAACUGUGAGGCCAGGUGGUCACAGCUAUUCAGUUUGGUGGAAAAGCAAUGCCAAGAACAGAUUGUUGCCCAGCAGGAACAGUUCCACAACCAAAUUCAACGUAUACAGGAAGAGAUAAAAAAUUUAGUCAAACUGCAGACCAGUAAUGCUUCCUGGGUUUCCUGUGAGAAAAGUUCUUCCAGCAAACAGGCAUCUUCAGAAAGUCAAAUGGGUUUUUUUUCUGAAAGCAGUGAAAGAAAUGAAUGUGUUGUCAGCUACCCUAAGUCAAAAGAACCUGAGAUGCAGCACGAGACGUCCACAUCACAACCAGACUGCAACGUGGAUAGCAGCUCAGUGAGCAGUGGCUAUGGUACCUUCUGUGUGUCAGAAUUAAAUACUGACAAGUCCAAGGACACCCAGGAGUUCAUGGAGCACCCAGAUGUUUCUAAAGGACAGUAUGGGGCACCAGUGGUGCAGACAGAUUCACUUGUGGGUGGCAUGAAAAACAAGAAAUGUUACAUACAGACCACCAAAGAGUUUUGUGACUCUUUAAAGGAAGAGUGUUCCAUUUUUCCUGGUGAAUUUGAACAUAAUUUUCUUGAGGAAAAUAAGAUUUCUGAAGUAUACAGUGGGAAAACAAACAGUAAAUCUGUAACAUCAUGGGCACAAAAGCUGAAGCAGAACCAACCAAAGAGGGCGCAUGUAGAAGAAGGCUGUUCAAGAUCUAAGCGAGGAAGUGAACACAGCAAGAAGUUACCAGUUGAGAAAUCUGAUUUUGCUGCUGUCCCACAUCCUUGUGCUUUUUACCUCAAUAAACCGGAUGAAAGCCCGACUGCUUGGGUGUCUGACUCAGGAACAGGACUGACAUACUGGAAGCUGGAGGAGAAGGACUUGUAUCACUCUUUGCCUGACACUUUAGAGAAGACGUUUGUCCCCACCCCGUCCAUGGAUCUGUCACCUAGACAGGUACUGACUUUGGAUUCAGCACUACCCAUGAAGCCGAUUCCGCAGGUUUCGGGAGUGCAACCACAGGACUUUCUGAAUGCCCUCGAUGACAGAAUAUCCUUUUCCCCAGAUUCUGUCCUAGAACCUAGCGUGUCUAGUCACUCUGACAUAGACUCAUUUUCACAAGCAAGUAACAUUGCUCCUGGAUUCCCAAAAUAUCCUUCAAAGACCAAAGCUUCACCAGUGGACUCUUGGAAGAAUCAUGCAUUCCAAAACGAAAGUAGGAGCAGUUCCACGUUUCCCUCGGUGUACACUGUUGCUAGUAAUGACCUCUCGGUCAACACUGUAGACGAAGAAAACACUGUCUUGGUAGCUUCGGCCUCUGUCAGUCAGUCCCAGCUUCCAGGUACAGCCAACAGUGUCCCAGAAUGCAUUUCAUUGACUUCCUUGGACGAUCCUGUGAUAUUGUCUAACAGGAUCAGGCAGACCCUGAAAGAGAAGCAUGCGCGGCAUGUGGCAGAUCUUCGGGCUUAUUACGAAUCAGAAAUUGCUAGUCUGAAACAGAAGCUGGAGGCAAAGGAGAUUUCUGCAGUUGAAGACUGGAAGAAAACCAAUCAGAUUCUUGUAGACAGAUGUAGCCAAUUAGAUAAUGCUUUGAAUGAAGCUACUUGUCGUGUGAGAACACUUGAAAAUAAGAAUAACUUACUGGAAAUAGAGGUGAAUGAUUUGAGGGAACGCUUCAGUGCAGCCAGCAGUGCUUCCAAAAUUUUGCAGGAACGAAUUGAGGAGAUGAGAACAAGUAAUAAAGAAAAAGACAACACCAUCAUGCGGCUCAAGUCUAGACUGCAAGAUCUAGAAGAAGCGUUUGAGAACGCCUACAAACUCUCAGAUGAUAAAGAAGCUAGGCUGAAACAAGAAAACAAAAUGUUUCAAGAUCUUUUAGGAGAGUAUGAAUCCCUUGGAAAAGAGCACAGUCGAGUAAAGGAUACAUUAAAUACAGCUGAGAACAAAUUGCUUGACGCACAUACUCAGAUUUCUGAUUUGAAAAGAACAAUUUCAAAACUUGAAGCUCAGGUCAAGCAAGUCGAGCAUGAAAAUAUGCUGAGUCUUCGCCAUCAUGCCAAAGCUCAUGUGCGACCCCCCCGUGCCAACACAGUAGCAACUGCAGACGUCAGCAGGCGGAAGUGGCUGAUACCAGGUGCAGAGUACUCUAUCUUCACUGGGCAGCCUCUGGACAGCCAGAGCCAAGUGGAUGGCCAGCUGGAGGAAACCUGUGUUCCUGGGUACUGUUCUCCUCCAGAAAAGGAUUCCUCUCCUGGAAGUUCACCAACAAGCUUAAAAAAACGGAGAGAGACAUCAGACACAGCAGUCAUGAAAGCCCUAAAAGAACUUGAUGAAGAGAAGAUAUUUAAGAACUGGGGGACACAAACAGAGAAAGAGGGCACCUCAAAUAUGAAUCCCCGGCACACAGAAACUUCAGUCAGUCGCUCCCCAGAGAAAUGUGCCCAGCAGAGACAGAGGAGACUCAACUCCGCCUCACAGAGAUCUUCGUCUUUGCCGCCUUCAAACCGCAAGCCAAGCACCCCAACAAAAAGAGAGAUUAUGUUAACACCAGUGACUGUGGCUUAUAGUCCAAAGCGAUCCCCUAAAGAAAAUUUGUCCCCAGGAUUUAGUCAUCUACUUAGCAAAAAUGAAAGCAGUCCAACUCGAUUUGAUAUACUUUUGGAUGAUUUAGAUACUGUUCCUGUGUCUACAUUACAACGAACCAAUGCAAGAAAACAACUCCAGUUUCUUCCUCUAGAUGACCCUGAAGAAAAAAAAUAUUCAGAAAAAGCCGCAGACAACCUUGUUAAUCAUAGCUCUUGCCCCGAACCAUUGCCAAAUGGAAUGAAGAAAGCCCCUGCGAGACCAGCCUGGGAGAAGUGUAAACUAGCUGGCCAGGAACAGCGUGAGCUGGUUCCCGUGACACCGCAGGGUACUGACUUUGAAUAUACCGCAAAAAUUAGAACCCUCGCUGAAACGGAACGCUUCUUUGAUGAACUAACAAAAGAAAAGGACCAGAUUGAGGCAGCACUAAGCCGAAUGCCUUCUCCUGGAGGACGAGUCACUUUACAGACAAGGUUAAAUCAGAGCUCUUUGAAUUCAGCAGGAAGAUCAGUGGCAGCAAAAUGGGGCUGAGGAUGCUCGUAACUGGUACUUUUACUAGGCAAAAAAAAAAAAAAAAAAAAAAAAAAAAUGAAGAGUGUCCAGUCUCAUCAAUCAAUAAAAACAAUAUUUUAAAAACAAAAUUUUAAAAAAGGCAUCACCUUUUCUUAAACUAUCACAUUGGUAGGUAUCAAAAAAAAAAUUCUGAGAAUGGAGAAAAACUCACACUCAUAUAUGGCAGGUGGAAGUCGAAAUCCUCCUCUUUCUGGAGCACAGUGUAGCAUUUAUCCAGAGCGGCAGCAUUUGCAUUUCUUUGGACCUAGCACUUCUGAGUCUGAGAAUGAUUCCUAAGGCAGUGAUACUUAGAGACAGGUGCAAAGAGAAAUACAUUAAGAAAUGCAUUGCAGGCCGGCGCCGCGGCUCACUAGGCUAAUCCUCCGCCUAGCGGCGCCGGCACACCGGGUUCUAGUCCCGGUUGGGGCGCCGGAUUCUGUCCCGGUUGCCCCUCUUCCAGGCCAGCUCUCUGCUGUGGCCAGGGAGUGCAGUGGAGGAUGGCCCAGGUGCUUGGGCCCUGCACCCCAUGGGAGACCAGGAAAAGCACCUGGCUCCUGGCUCCUGCCAUCGGAUCAGCGCGGUGCGCCGGCCGCAGCGCGCCGGCCGCGGCGGCCAUUGGAGGGUAAAACAACGGCAAAGGAAGACCUUUCUCUCUGUCUCUCUCUCUCUCACUGUCCACUCUGCCUGUAAAAAAAAAAAAAAAAAAAAGAAAUGCAUUGCAGCCUAAUUGAUGGACUCCAAAACUGGAAGCAACCUGAGUCUCUAAAAGACUCUGACUGCACGCUGUUGCAUCUGCUGGAAUGUUAUACAGUAAUAUAGAAGGGUAUUUCACAGCAUGCAAAGUUAACUGAAAAAUAUAUUUUUUAAAGAUUUACUUUGAGAGGGAGAGAGAUCUUCCUCUGCUGGUUCACUCCCCAAAUGUUUGGCAACGGUCAAAGCUGGGCCAGGCAGAGGUGAGGAACCCGGAGCUUCUUCUGGGUCCCCCACAUGGGUGCAGUAACCCAAGCACUUGAGCCAUCUUUCACUGCUUUCCCAGGAGCAUUAGCAGGGAGCUGAAUUGGAAAUGGAGCAAUCGGGUCUCAAACUGGUGCUUAUAUAGGAUGCUGGCAUCACAGACAGCAGCUUAACCCGCUAUGCCACGAGGCUGACCCCGAAAAAUAUUUUGUAAAAGUUUGAUCCUAUUGUUUCUUUUCUUUUU